CUUGACCAACUCCAGCUUUCUGUCAAGCAGCCUCGCCAACGGCGAUAUUCUCCAGCAUUCUUGGCUGCAUCAAUGCUUUGGCAAAACACAAGUCCCGCUCUGUAUCGGCUUCUCUGCCAGGACCUUUGUCUGCCAUCUGUUCGAAACCUGCAAAGAUUUGGUCAGAACCUUUCCGUCGAAGUUGGAUUGCCUCCAUCAACCAAAGAAUAUCUACAAAGACGAAUUGAGCCACUGGAGCCACGUGAAAGAAUCGUGAAUCUCUUGUUUGACGAAGUUUACAGUGCGAAGAAAUGUGAAUAUGCGAAUGGUCGAUUUUAUGGUCUCGAUGAGGAUCAGGAUGCAUCAAAGACGGUUUAGUGCUUCAUGAUCACAGGAGGUGCUGGAUCUUUCUUUGAUAUUGUGUGCAUGGUGCCACUGACACGAAUCAACAAUGAAGUGAUUAAUGGUUGGUGGUGGAAAGUCGUGGAGUCUCUAACAAUGAUUGGUUUCCGGAUUGUAACAUCCAUUUCUGAUGGACACUCAGCCAACAGAAAGUUUGUCACUGACAACCUACAGUGUAGAAAUGGGAAGAGCCACAUCGAAAACCCAUUUGCUGCACCUCCUUUUAAUCGCAUUCAUCCCUUGUUUGACACCAUUCACCUCAUGAAGGGGUUGUAUACUAAUCUUCUAAACAAAGGCGAGUUUGAGUGUCCGCCAUUUGAAGAUCAGGUAGUUCGGCCACGUUUGAGCCACUUUCGGAGUUUGUAUGAAGAAGAGACUUGUGCUGCAAUCCGGUAUGCCCCAAAACUCAAUCACAAAGUUAUUGCACCGAUGCCCAUUGAACGGUGUAACGUGGACUUGUCUGUCAGAUUUUAUCACGAAUCAACAGCUGCAGCAUUGCGGCAUUAUUCAAAUGAAAGUGAAACGAGGAAAGAAUGGAAUGAAACUGCUGCAUUUGUUGAUAUCGUCAACCGGUACUUUAAGACUAUAAAUGUGAAGACCACAACUUUUGCUGGACGAAAACGAGAUGAGUUCAGGAAACCUGUGUGCCGAGAUGAUACAACUCAAAUUAAAUUCCUACAAAACCUUCUGACUUGGAUUGAAGAAUGGGAAAAAAUGCCAACGAAGAAGAAACUAUCAAGGGAGACAUUUUUUGCCCUGAAAUUUACACUGAGGGGUAUAAUCAAGCUUUGCAAAUAUUUGCUUGUCACAACAGAUUUGUCGUACAUUCUCUUGGGAAAAUUCAAUAGUGAUCCAAUUGAAAGACGCUUUGGAAAUUAUCGGCAGCUUUCUGGUGCAAAUUUUUUUGUAUCUCUGAAACAAAUUCUUGAGAGUGAAAAGAAAAUUCGAAUUCGUUCUCUCAUUAAAUUUGAUAAACUCGACGCUCAAGAUCUCCGUAACCUUUGUAAGGACAAGAAUGAAGCUACGAAAAAACGAGUGGAAGAGGAAUGCGAGCUACUAGUUUCUCUUCUCAAUGACCCUGAGUCCGAUGAAGCCAUGGACCUGUUUGACUUAGAGGAUAGAUUUGCGAUUGUCUUUUAUUGCGCUGGAUCAAUUGCGAGAAGCAUUCUCCUACGAAACAAGUGCGAAAAAUGCAAAUUUCUGCUCCUCGACGACAAGAAAUAUUCAACCGGGGAACAGGCAACAAAUUUGGAUGACUUUCCUAGUGCAACUAAGGAAUUGAAACAAAAUGAUCAAUUCUUAAGUUUGAAUGACCGAGGGGGCUUGCUUCGACCUUCUCAAGUGGUUUACGCCACCUCUCUGUUUGCAUUGAAGCUUCGAGAAGAAAUCUUUCAAGAUGAAGACUUACGCAAGAUUGUGAUGUCUUCAGCAGAUCCAAGAGCAUUGUUUGUGUCUUGUUGGAAGAAGCGUGUCGAAAGUUCAUGUCACUUGUUUCAGGCUUUAAAUCAGCAUUGUGAUGAUGGACAUUCCUUUCAUAAGUUUGUGCCAGAUAUUGGGGAAAAAUGCUUCAAUCUAGCUUCUAAAAACCUUGCCACCAACAUCAACAACAAUGUUCAUCAGAGUAGAAAGCGUGGAGGGGAUUCCGUCCCAUCUUCAAAAGCUAGAAAAAUUAGUAAACUGUCAGGACAUCAGAAAUAAGUCAUGUAAUAUAUGAUAUAUUAAAGAGCAUCGAAACAUUUUUAAAUUACUCAAGAAGUGCGUACAAAAGCAAUAUAGUACAUUUCAUUGUUGGCCUUAGUUGGCGGUGCUCA
Tigriopus californicus is the source of this 2192-nucleotide messenger RNA. RefSeq lists its product as uncharacterized. The record is from RefSeq and is a predicted model, not a curated record. NCBI's taxonomy places the organism in Eukaryota, Metazoa, Arthropoda, Copepoda, Harpacticoida, Harpacticidae. Bases 364 to 2079 code for a protein of 571 amino acids. The transcript has 2 exons.